ACUGCAGCGGUGAGCCGAGGGGCGGCGGGGCGUGAGUCGCCACCACGGCCCCGACCAGCCAGCCCCGCGCUCGUGAAACUCCGGUUGUAUUUGCCAAAAAUCAGUGGACAAUUAAGGCAGCUAGCACGCAGAGUGGUAGUGGUGACAGAGUGGUUUUUAGUUUGAUGGUGAGGUGGUGUUACGCGUCCGAAUAUAAAAGCUAUCAUCGCGAAAGAGAGAUGGAUAUUAGAAGAUCAGCCGUUUGGCUACUGCUGCUGCUGCUGGCUGUUCCUGUCGAAGUUUCUCCUCCAUUUCGGGAGUCCAAUCCCGACUCAGACGGAGCCGCCAACACCCUUACCGAAGCUGACCUCAGCACUGACGGCCUGCCAGCCGACAGUGGCCUCUUCAUAGAGGUGGUCUCCAGUCCCAGCUCGUGCAUGGUCAAGGCCAACGGAAGAAUGGUGCUUUACCGCGAGAAGCUGGACGGCGCGCCGCCCAGUCUCCCGCUGACAUUCUUCCACGAGGACCACAGCACAGACGGCAUGUACGUGGUGACGCUGCACCCGGUCACGGGCCGCGCCACCGGCCACGUGUUCGCGGACGGCCACAGCGCCGACGGCGCCUUCCACGGCGUACAGGAGUUCGUGCAGCACGUGCAGCCCGGACGGGUGGUCGUCUUCUGCGUUCUGGCCGAGUCGGCUCUGUCGAUGGACUCCAUUGGCGAGUCGCUGUUCACGGCACUCAACUCGAGCUUUGCUCCCGACAUCCAGCUGCGCUCCAUGUUUGCGCUGGUGGCCGUCAAAGGUGGCCCGGUGGUGGCCGAGGGCUACAACCUGAAUCUGGACGCGCUGGACGCGCUCCACCCGGGCUACACGCUCCGGCUGACCACCACCGUACCGCAUACCACCGAGACGGUAUGCAAGGAGCUAAAGAAACCCGAGAACAAAGAGCGGCUGGAAUUUUGCCAAAAAUACGACGGCUAUCGGCGCCUCUGCGACUGCGGCAGCCCCAUUCCGAUACACUACCCUCCCAAACCGUUUGAUGGAGGAAGAUUUUCAAGUUCCCAGUCAUUAUCAUGGCAGUAACCGUCCCACAAUUUAUCAGG
Amphibalanus amphitrite is the source of this 1084-nucleotide messenger RNA. RefSeq names its product protein O-linked-mannose beta-1,2-N-acetylglucosaminyltransferase 1-like. The transcript has 7 exons. The record is from RefSeq and is a predicted model, not a curated record. Bases 165 to 1064 code for a protein of 299 amino acids. Gene Ontology annotation, biological process: protein O-linked glycosylation via N-acetylgalactosamine. Gene Ontology annotation, molecular function: beta-1,3-galactosyl-O-glycosyl-glycoprotein beta-1,3-N-acetylglucosaminyltransferase activity. Gene Ontology annotation, cellular component: Golgi membrane. NCBI's taxonomy places the organism in Eukaryota, Metazoa, Arthropoda, Thecostraca, Balanomorpha, Balanidae.